AAGAUUAACUUUCAUUUUUGAUAUAUUCAUCUUUCUUCGGAGCUAAGAAACCGUUCACUUUCUGUUUGUUUAUUGUGGGUUUCUUUUGAAGGUUGAAAGUUGAAGUGAGCUUCUAACUGUGUAUGUUUGCAACAGAUAUUCAGAGGAACGACAGGAGGUAUAGGUUCAAGUGAGCAGAGUAUUGAGUAUUGAUUAAAAAAGAUAUGGGUUUCAUUGAUAUUGUGUUUCAAUGGUCUCUUGAAGACAUAUUCAACGAUAAUCUUUAUGAGGAUCAAGUGGAAAUGAUUCCAGUUUCAUUUCAGUCGGCGGAACAAUAUUUUGGGUCAUAUCUUUUGCCUUUGUUGGACGAGACACGCGCAGCAUUGCGCUCAUCUAUGGAAGUUAUAGCUAGAGCACCAUACGCCGAAGUGACAUAUCUUAAUGAAUCAAAGUCACAUGGAACAUUGCUGCUUGACGUGAAUGUUGAUUACUGGAGAAACAGGUUCAGUGAUCGUGAGAAGGAACCAUACAAAACAUUGCCUGGAGAUGUUUUUGUCAUAGCAAAUGUGAAACCUGAAACUGCUUCUGAUUUGCAAAGGGUAGGAAGAACCUGGAUUUUUGCCCUAGUCACAAAUAUCCAAGAGGAUGAUGAUGAGGAUAAUAGCUCAUCUACUUCAUUCAAAGUGAAAGCACUGGAAGAUUUUGUUUCUAAAGAUGAAGCGCAGAAAUCACUAUUUGUAGUUCACUUGACAAAUCUAACCACAAACACACGAAUAUGGAGUGCAUUGCACAUGGAAAGAAACUUAAAGAUUAUCAAAGAGGUUUUGCACGCCGAUUCCAUGGUGGCAGAAAGCUGCAGUCUCUGUUCUUCAGAUAUUGGUGGAAACUGGAAUGAGAUUUUUCUGAAAAACUUGCUAUCUAAACUGAAUGAAUCUCAAAAGAAUUCGCUUGUUGCUUGUCUCAACAAAAUGUCGUGCAAUCACAAGUCUCAUGUGGAACUUAUUUGGGGUCCACCAGGAACUGGGAAAACUAAAACUGUUAGUGUGCUGCUGUUUGCUCUGUUGAGGAUGAAGUACAGAACACUCACUUGUGCCCCGACAAAUAUUGCAAUUACAGAAGUAGUUGCAUGUGUCUUAAAGCUGGUAAAAGAAGCUAAGAAAGCAUGCUCUGUAGCUGAUGAUCAGUUUUGUUCGUUGGGAGACAUCCUCUUAUUUGGCAGUAAAGAGAGUCUUAAAGUUGAUUCUGAGAUUGAAGAAAUAUUUCUGGAUUAUCGUGUAAAAAGGCUUACAGAGUGCUUUGGGCCACUAGGUUGGUGGCACUGCUUUACUUCAAUGAUUACUUUUCUUGAAGAUUGUGUUCCUGAGUACCAUAUUUUCUUAGAAAAUGAAUCAACCAAAAAGCAGGAACAUGUUAGAGAAGAUGAAAACCAGGAGAAAGGAUGUUGCAGUGAAACUGAUGGUAAGAAGGGGAUACACAAAUCAUUUCUUGAAUAUGCAAGAGAAAGAUUUGCCACUACUGCAUUACCACUGAGAAGAUGUGUGUCAAUUUUACACACUCAUAUACCCAAAAUCUACUUUCAGGCACAUAAUUUCAAAGACCUUGAAACUCUUUCAGGCCUGCUCAAUUCAUUAGAAACAUGCCUGUUUUUUGAUGGUUUAGCUUCUGAAGAAGUGGAGGAGCUCCUUUUACUUUCAAAAGAUGAUAAAUUGCUUCCCCAAAAUCUCUGUGACACAUCUCGCUUGUUGUGCUCAAUAAGAAGCCAGUGUCUUUCUGUUUUGAGAAGGCUCCGUGAUUCUCUUGGUCAGCUUAAACUGCCAAGUGCAAGGAACAAAGAUUCCUUAGUACAGUUCUGCUUUCAAACGGCUUCUUUAUUCUUUUCCACUGCAUGCAGUUCUUAUAAACUAUAUAAACUGGAAAUGAAACCACUGAAUGUGUUGGUAAUAGAUGAAGCAGCGCAGUUGAAAGAAUGUGAAUCAGCCAUACCCCUGCAACUGCCGGGUAUUGUACAUUCAAUUCUUAUCGGUGACGAAUGGCAAUUGCCUGCCACAGUUCAAAGCAAUGUUUCUAAUGAAGCUGGCUUUGGAAGAAGUUUAUUCCAAAGGUUGACUACUUUGGGUCAUUCAAAGCACCUACUGAAUAUUCAGUACAGAAUGCAUCCAUCAAUCAGUUUCUUCCCAAAUGCGUGUUUCUAUAAUAAAAGGAUCUUGGAUGCAGCUGGUGUUAAGCAUAAGAGUUACGAGAAACAUUAUCUUCCGUGGCCUAUGUUUGGCCCCUAUUCCUUUAUAAAUGUAUCUGGAAGAGAAGAAAAGGAUGAUGCUGGGCGUAGCCACAGAAAUAUGGUUGAGGUUGCCCUUGUGCAGAGAUUGGUGCAAACUCUGUUCAAAGCAUGGAAUAGCUCAAGAGAGAGACUCAGCGUUGGCAUAAUUUCUCCCUAUGCUGCUCAAGUUGUCGCAAUUCAGGAGAAACUUGGUAGGAAAUAUGAGAAAACUGAUGGCUUUGCAGUGAAGGUGAAGUCAGUUGAUGGGUUCCAGGGUGGUGAAGAAGAUAUUAUAAUAAUAUCAACUGUGAGAUCCAAUAGUUCAGGAGCACUUGGUUUUGUAUCCAAUGCUCAAAGAACUAAUGUUGCUCUUACGAGGGCUAGGCACUGCCUCUGGAUUUUGGGGGAUGGAAGAACCCUGGCCAAACAUGAAUCUGUUUGGCAGGGUUUAGUGCAUGAUGCAAAGAUGCGUCAUUGUUUCUUUAAUGCUGAUGAAGAAAAGGGAUUGGCUAAAGCUAUAUUUGAUGCCAAGAAAGAGUUUGAUCAGCUUGAUGACUUGCUUAAUCACGAUAGUGUUCUAUUCAAGAAUGCUAGGUGGAAGGUUCUUUUCAGUGAUAACUUCAGAAAGUCAUUUGGGAAGGUGAAAUCUGCCCAGACUCAGAAAUCAGUUUUAAACCUUCUGUUAAAACUUUCCUGCGGCUGGCGGCCUAAGAAGAGAAAUGUGGAUUUAAUUUGUGAAAGCUCUUCUAUGGUCUUGAAACAAUUUAAGGUUGAAGAUCUUUAUAUUGUCUGCUCAAUUGAUGUAGUGAAGGAACAGAGGUACACUCAAGUAUUGAAGGCUUGGGAUCUUUUGCCAUUAGAGGAUAUUGUGAGGCUGGUUAAGCGCCUUGAUGGCAUCUUCAAAAUGUAUACAGAUGAUUUUAUCUGUCAUUGCAAUAAGAAAUAUUUGGAGGGGGAUUUGGAAGUUCCGAAAAGUUGGACAACCUCAUUUGAUAUUGUCAGGUUUAAAACUUUAAGCCAAGAUGAAAUAAAAAACAGUUCAUGUGGUAGUAAUGCUUCAGAUAAUAGAUGUUACUUAGAGAACUCAAAAGUCAGUGAGAGCUUACUGCUGAUGAAGUUCUACUCUUUAUCAUCGGGUGUUGUGAGCCACCUUCUCUUUGAUCAUGAUGGAAGAGAACCAGAAAGUCCAUUCGAGGUGACAGACCAUGAACGUGAUAUAAUUUUAUUCCCAAGAAGCACUUUUAUAUUAGGCAGGUCAGGCACCGGGAAGACUACUGUGCUGACUAUGAAGUUGUUUAAGCAAGAGCAACUGCACCUGUUAACAACUGAAGGUUUUGAUGCAGUUAACACAAAUAGGGUUAAUGAUGUCUGUCUGGCAAACAGAAAUAUGGGUGGUGUUGGAGGCACUGAAGCAACUCCAUUGCGCCAGCUUUUUGUCACAGUCAGUCCUAAACUUUGUUAUGCGGUGAAACAUCAUGUUCUUCAAUUGAAAAGGUUUGUCAGCGGUGGAAACUUUUCUCUAGAGGGUGCUUUUCAAGAUGUUGAUGAUACUGAUGGUGCAGCACAGUUCAAGGAUAUUCCCGAUUCAUUUGUGGAUAUUCUUCCCAAGGCAUACCCACUUGUCAUAACUUUGCAAAAGUUUCUGAUUAUGCUUGAUGGAACAAUUGGCAACUCAUUCUUCGAGAAAUUCUAUGAUGCCAGGGAGCUAUCAAAUAUGGAAGUUGUAAAUGCUCCAACCUUGGUACGAAAUUGUAUAAGAACAAGGGAGGUAACCUAUGAGAAGUUUUGUUCAAUUUAUUGGCCUCAUUUUAAUGCUAACCUGACAAAUAAGCUUGACUCAUCCAGAGUCUUCACAGAGAUAAUGUCUCAUAUAAAAGGGGGCCUGAGAUCAGGGACUUCCUAUGAUGGUAGACUCAAUGCGGAGGAUUAUGUAAAACUAUCUGAGGGUCGGGUGUCUGCCUUAAGUUCACAUGAGAGGCAAAUGAUAUAUGAUAUUUUUCAAGAUUACGAAAAAAUGAAAGGAGAAAAUGGUGAGUUUGAUAUGGCUGAUGUUGUGGUUGAUCUUCAUGUAAGACUUCAAAAUGAAAGGUAUGAGGGUGACAUCAUGGAUUUUGUUUAUAUCGAUGAGGUGCAAGAUCUUACAAUGAGGCAGAUUGCUCUUUUCAAACAUGUUUGCAAAAAUGUAAGUGAAGGCUUUGUUUUCUGUGGGGAUACAGCACAAACUAUUGCCAGGGGUAUUGAUUUUAGGUUUGAAGAUAUACGAUCCCUUUUCUACAAGGAGUUUGUUUUGGAAUCAAAAUGUGAAACAAAUCAUGAGAAAAGGAGAAGGGUCAAAUAUCUAAAUUUCCACUUAAGCCAGAAUUUUCGUACUCAUGAUGGUGUCCUGAGGUUAGCGCAGAGUGUCAUUGAUCUUCUUUACCAUUUCUUUCCUUUAUUUGUUGAUAUUUUAUGCCCUGAAACUAGCCUUAUAUAUGGGGAAGCCCCAAUUUGGCUUGAAUCUGACAAGGAAGACAAUGUAGUUGCCAAAAUAUUCACAAACAGUGGUAAUGCUGGGGCACAUAUGGUUGGAUUUGGAGCAGAGCAGGUCAUAUUAGUACGUGAUGAUCCUGCCAAGAAUGAAAUUUUAAAGUAUGUUGGCAAGCAAGCUCUUGUUCUGACCAUAGUGGAAUGCAAAGGAUUAGAGUUUCAGGAUGUAUUAUUGUACAACUUUUUUGGUUCAUCACCUUUAAAGAAUCAGUGGAGAGUUGUAUAUGAAUACAUGAAGGAGCAAGGCUUUCUUGAUGCCAGUUGUCCAUCCCCAAAUUUCAAACAGGCAAAACACAACAUUAUGUGCUCUGAAUUGAAGCAGUUAUAUGUUGCCAUCACCCGCACAAGGCAAAGGCUGUGGAUUUGUGAAAAUGUCAAAGAGUUUUCCGAGCCGGUGUUUAAUUACUGGAAAAGGAAGUGCCUUGUUCAAGUUAGGAAGCUGGAUGAUUCUCUUGCACAAGCAAUGCAAGUUGCAAGUAGUUCAGAAGAGUGGAAGUCACGUGGUUAUAAGGUUUGCUGUUUCUUGCUUUAAGAAGGUGUUCUACAACUCAUCUGGUUGUUCUAGUCAGAUAAAUCUUAUUUGUAAAUUCAAUUUGUUAAAAAUAGAAUGUCGAUAAUGGCAAGAAAAGAUAGAAAAAUAGAA
Messenger RNA from Gossypium arboreum, 5405 nucleotides. RefSeq lists its product as uncharacterized. Lineage: Eukaryota; Viridiplantae; Streptophyta; Magnoliopsida; Malvales; Malvaceae. The record is from RefSeq and is a predicted model, not a curated record. Gene Ontology annotation, molecular function: ATP binding; helicase activity.